ACUUUUAAUACUCUUAUUCUUCUCCCUCUCUCAGUCUGGCUAAUCUAGAGGCUGAGGCAUUAUGGCACCCACUUGAGGACAGUUUAGCAGCUCCUCACAGACUACAAUGUUUUGUUAAAUGUAACAUUCCCACUAAAAUUCUGUAAACUGAUAUGUGGGUUGUUCAUAGUUCCUUAAAUGCAACUUAAACUCAACAUGGCAUGUAGCUGAAAAGCUGAUAAAGGCACAACUACCUUCAAUUCAGCCUUUUUCCUUUCCACAAUGGCAGAAUAGAAUUUACUUGCUGUAAACAUUUCGUACAUAAAUAUUUAGCCCUGCAGACUGUAUGGAAGAAACUCUCAGCAAAUAUUAUGUAUGGGCCGUAGUGGGUGACUAUUCACUAGUUGUCAGCUUACCUGAAGUGAGGCAAAGUGGAGAAUGUAGUUCAUUAUAGCAGGCACUGAUGCUGACAAGGGCUAAAGUUAAGUACAUAUUUUAAAGUUGAUGGUCUUGAUGCUAAUGAAUAACUCUUGUCCCAACAUCUCUACACAAUAAAAAACUGGCAACGUCAGUGUCACAGAGUCACCAGAUUCUCUCACCUCCAGUCAACGCCCACACUCCCCUGAAUGCUAAUCACUCCCACCUGUCCCUAAUUACCACACCUCAUCACCAGCACAUAUAAGCACACACCUCAGUCCCAUUCUGCGUCUGACCUUGUGCUAAGCAUACAGACUCCUACCUGCGCUCCUUCCAAGCAUCACGGCUCCCAUUGCUAUUCUCCAGCUAGCUCUGUUUCAAUGUUCCUGCACCAUUGAUACUCUCCAUCUUCUUCAUUCUCCUGAGGUGUGUGCUUCUCUCCCCACUCACUCGACGGAUCAUCCUUCAGCUGCCUCAGAACAGAGAAACCCAUGGCUAUGGCUUCCCUUGGGAAUCUCUACAACAUAUCAUCAGUUCUGUCACUUCAAGGUUUAGAAUUGCCUCGUGAGGCCAGUAUUCCUGCACUCCUCUUUGCGAUGCUAAGCUAUAUGAUCAUAAUUUUCUGCAAUCUUGUCCUGUUGAUCACCAUAAUUUUGAAUAAGAGUCUCCACCAGCCGAUGUAUUUACUGCUGUUAAACUUGCCCAUCAAUGACCUUGUGGGAUCCACAGCCCUACUCCCACAAAUGAUCAAGGAACUCAUGUGGGACACCAGAACCAUGGAGUUUUCAACCUGUGUUGCACAAGCUUUCUUUAUACAUGUAUAUGGAGUGGGUGCAGUGUUGAUUUUGAGUGCUAUGGCAUAUGACAGAUACAUGGCCAUAUGUGUACCUCUAAGGUACAAUACAGUCAUGACCCAUAGUCAUAUUAUGAAACUAGUCUCUGUUGUAUGGAUUUUUAAUUUUAUUUUAAUAGCUAUUCUUUUUUAUCUCCUCCUGCGUUUGCCUCGAUGCAAGUCCCACAUGACUCACUUGUAUUGUGACAACCCUUCUCUUUUGCAGCUGGUAUGUGUAGAUACAACUGUUAACAAUAUCUAUGGCCUCCUUAUCACAGCUAUCACCCAAAUAAUUGGAGUUGGACUUAUAUUAUUUACUUAUCUUCAGAUUCUUUUCGCCUGUUUAAGAAACAAGCGGUCUGACACAAGAAGCAAAGCUCUGCAGACAUGUGGUGCCCAUUUAAUAGUCUUUCUCAUCUUGGAGUGUUUGGGACUGUUUACAAUAAUUUCCUACAGACUGAAAGAACUAUCUUCAAGUUCCAGAAGAUUUAUAGGGGUUACCACCCUCAUUUUCCCUCCAACUUUGAAUCCAAUAAUCUAUGGCCUUAAAACCAAAGAAAUCAGAACGAGUAUUAUAAAGCUUUUUCGGCAAAAAGUUUUUCCCUUUUAAACAAUGCCUGUUCUGGUUUCAUAGAUAAUUUAAAAGAGGUGUGUGUGUGUGUGUGUAUAAUAUGUAUAUGUAUAUAUUUUUUUUAUAAGGGCCAAACAAGAAAUAAUUAUAUGAAAUCUGAAUCUAUAUUGUCUAUAUCUCAAUAUAAAUAUAUAUUUA
Pangasianodon hypophthalmus (striped catfish) is the source of this 1997-nucleotide messenger RNA. Its product is annotated as olfactory receptor 52B2-like. Lineage: Eukaryota; Metazoa; Chordata; Actinopteri; Siluriformes; Pangasiidae. The transcript has 2 exons. Gene Ontology annotation, biological process: G protein-coupled receptor signaling pathway. Bases 888 to 1838 code for a protein of 316 amino acids. Gene Ontology annotation, molecular function: olfactory receptor activity; G protein-coupled receptor activity. Gene Ontology annotation, cellular component: membrane. The record is from RefSeq and is a predicted model, not a curated record.